Molecule: messenger RNA, 1128 nt
Organism: Rotaria socialis
Lineage: Eukaryota; Metazoa; Rotifera; Eurotatoria; Philodinida; Philodinidae
Source: the annotation of a GenBank genome assembly
AUGACUAGCCUUCGUAAUGUACCAGCCGAUGUUGCAUCGACGCGAAUAUUAAAUUAUCUUCGAGCACAUAAUUAUGAUGAUUGCGCUCUAUAUAUGAAUCGUCUUAAUCCGACUACAUUCCGUAAAAUACUAAUUACUGAUUUAUCCGUUGAUGCUCUACUCACUCAAUUACCUUUUUCAAUUGAAAUAAUUGAAGUAAUCUAUUCAAAAUUAUUUAUUACUGAUCCCGACACAUUUCCUUUUCAAAUACUUAAACCAGAACGAUUUAUAUCAAAGAUGAUAAGUAUAUAUGCAUCAUUAUCAUUAUCAAUACAUGAUAGUGCAGCAUCAUUAAAAUCGAGAGAACAAAUUAUUGAUGAUGAACAUAUAUUAAGUAAUUUUGCUAGUAUACUUCGUAUUAUAUCUUAUAUUCAACCGAUAUUAUUCAAACGUCUUUUACGACAAAAAGAAACCAUUGAUGAAUGCGUACUUCAUUUUGAACAACAUCAUUCAGCUAUAACAAAUAUUUCAACAUUAACACGAUCUACAUCAUUAACACACAUUAAUCUUAAAGAAACACUGUGCGAAGAAUUAGAGUCAACAAUAGCUGGUUGUCAACAAGCAUUACAUAAACUUGUAACAAAAACAAUAAUAAUACCUGAAGCUCCAUCAUCGACUCAUUCUACGCCAGCCUUAAGGAAAAAGAAUAAUACGAUGCAUCCAUCAACAUCAGCAAUAUCCUCAAUAACAAUGGCUGCUAUAACCAGCAAUUCAUUAUAUGAUAUACAAAAUCGUCUCUAUCAACAUAAAGCUAUAUUAAAUUUAAUUGAACCAUAUUUAGCACGUUCGAAACUUUUUACAAUUAUGAAUAAUCUUACUAGUAAAGUUUCAAUCGACAAAAAAUUUCUAUUAGCUUAUUCACAUAUUAAAACACAUGAAAGACAAAUGCCAUUGAGUGAACCAUUAUUACCACUAUUUAAACGAUUUGCUUUUGCUUAUGAGCGUAUAAUUCAAUUGUGGAGACACGUCACCGACAGUACUCUGAUCGACGAAUGCGCAGAUGAUAUGGUGAUUGACGACACAACUGUCCACGGUGGUGUUAGUAGUUUGGGUGGAAUAUGUUUCGAACGAACAUUAUCUCGUAAGUAG